Sclerotinia sclerotiorum 1980 UF-70 is the source of this 1449-nucleotide messenger RNA. RefSeq lists its product as hypothetical. The transcript is spliced from 2 exons. NCBI's taxonomy places the organism in Eukaryota, Fungi, Ascomycota, Leotiomycetes, Helotiales, Sclerotiniaceae. The coding region runs from base 1 to 1449 and encodes 482 amino acids. The record is from RefSeq and is a predicted model, not a curated record.
AUGACCAAUACAUUCCAACCCAGAUUUCUCCGCGCGCUAUUCCCGCAACAAUUUCCCGAGGGCCAGAAAUCUUCAUCUUCACAUCAAGCUCAUCAUCGCAAUAAACGCGUUAAAUAUAUUCAUGAACCUUCAUCGGUGCAAGAAGAUAUUUUCGAAGAAUAUGAUGCGGUGGAUACAGUCGAUACGAUAGAUCAGGGAGGGGAAGAUGAUGAGAAUCAAUUAAGACUAGAACAUAAAUCGUGUGCGAAAGCGAUGAUAAGAAGGAAGAUGGCGGAACGAGUUACGAUCGAUCCGGAUGGUGAUUUGUUAUUGAUAUUGAAUGAGCGGAGGAAGUGUAGUAAGAGGAAGAUUGAGGCGCUGGCGGUGGUACCGAUUGAUGAUUCGGGGAUUGGGAUGGAGAGGGGGACGGAUGGGGAGGUGGCGGAGGUUUUGGAAACGGUAGAGGAAGAUUCUUAUAAUGCAGAUGUGGAGAAGGAGAAGGAGAAGAAACCGAUGGAAUUGAAGGAAAUACAUAUGUUGGUUUCGUCGAAACAUAUGGUUCUCGUCUCGCCGGUUUUUAAGGCCAUGCUUCAAUGGAGUAAUUUUAAGGAUGGAUAUGCUAUGAAAGCGCAUGGAAAAGUUGAAGUUCCAUUACCGGAUGAUGAUCCAGAAGCUAUGAGGAUACUGGUGGAUAUCGUUCAUUGUCAUCAUAAAGAUGUACCGCGAAAGGUUAAACUCGGUUUACUUACGCAUCUGGCUAUUUUGGUGGAUAAGUAUAGGCUACAUGAAGCUGUGCAGAUAUAUUCCGAUAUGUGGAUUUCCCAUGCGAAAAAGAGGUUUCCCUCUUCGAUGGCGGAGGAUGGGACGGAGGUUUGUCUUCAGUGGCUUUGUAUCUCUUGGGUUUUUGAAAAGAGUCGGGAUUUUACGGCUAUGACGAGGAUAUUUCAACAAGAGAGCACGCAGAGUUUGUCGGAAAUGAUUUCCGAUUCUGCUUGGGAUAUUCCUGUCCCUACUACCGUAAUAGAUAAUAUCGAGCAAGACCGAAUCAGAGCUCUCGAUGAAGCAAUCUCCGCUCUCAGAGACACAAUAGAAACCUAUCAAACCUCCACCCUCGUCUGUCGAGGUCGUCCUACACAUCUACCCAUAGAUCAAAUCCCUCAACAUAACAAACAAUGCGACGCCAUGGUUUUAGGAAUGUUGAUUAAAGAAGCUAUUUAUCAUAAUCUCUAUCCACUCCCCGAAGCACCAUACACGGGUCAUUCAUUCAUUAGCAUCUAUGACAGUUACCAAAACUUCGAUAUCAAAAAUGGAUGUGAAGUCGUCCUCUUGUGUAAUUCCCAUCCGGACAAGGAGGUCAAAGAAUCGAAACAUGUUUUUGGAGAUGUCUUGAUGGAUUUGUUGAUGCCGAUUGAGGAGAGUUUGGGGGGUUUGGAACUUAAUGGGUUUAAGGUUUCUUUGGGUUUGGUUUGA